Molecule: messenger RNA, 4578 nt
Organism: Silurus meridionalis
Lineage: Eukaryota; Metazoa; Chordata; Actinopteri; Siluriformes; Siluridae
Gene: soat1
Product: sterol O-acyltransferase 1
Exons: 16
Coding region: 139-1788 (549 amino acids)
Biological process (GO): cholesterol efflux; cholesterol metabolic process
Cellular component (GO): endoplasmic reticulum membrane
Molecular function (GO): fatty-acyl-CoA binding; cholesterol binding; cholesterol O-acyltransferase activity
Source: RefSeq, a predicted model, not a curated record
CCACGCCCCCUCUGACCGAUUCUUCCGCAUCAUGAACGCGUUCGAUUUAUUCUCAGGUUUAUUAUCAGUGUCGGAGAUUCAGAGGAAAGUGAGGGAUAAAGAGCUCAGGGGUGAGUGGUACAAACACUGUAUGGGGUGAUGAAGAUGGAGAGCAGAAGAAAACGUCGAGGUUCAUUUAAGGAAGUAAACAUGAAGGCUGGAGACAUCACCAAGACUAAAGGAGACUAUCAUAAGAGCAGAAAUGGAAGUGUGGAGCUGGAAAGGAAUACGAAAGAGAAGCUUCUGCUGAGGAAGAAAGUUGAGCAGCUGAAAGUGGACUUGAUGCGCCACUUUGACUCUCAGCUGAAUGAGUUUGUCGACUCUCUGGUGGACGAAGCCCACAGUCCGGGUUCUUCUUCUCUGCACUCUUCCACUCAGCCUCUUCCAGACAAAGAGAGAACCAAGAACCUCGGGUCUUCUCAAGGUCAGAGUAAACAGUUUGUCAUCCGUCGCUCUCUAUUAGAUGAGCUCUUUGAGGUGAAUCACAUCCGUACCAUCUAUCACAUGUUCAUCGCCCUGCUCAUCCUCUUCAUCCUCAGUACAUUAGUCGUAGACUUCAUCGACGAGGGGCGGUUGGUGCUGGAUUUUGAUUUGCUGGUGUUUGCGUUCGGUCAGUUUCCCCUCGUCGUGGUCUCGUGGCUCUGUAUGUUUGUUUCAGCGCUCGUUGUUCCAUUUGUGCUUCUUCGUUGGUGGGCUGUUGUGUAUUCUUCAUCCCACCAUCAAACGGUCUACACGCUUAUCGCCCUAAUGCUCCUGAUGCUGUACCAAAUCCUCGGACUCGGCUUCCUGCCCACUUACAUUGUGCUGAAAAAUAACCUUCCUCCCGCCUCCUGCUUCAUCCUCAUCCUCGAGCAGGUGCGUCUGAUGAUGAAGGUUCAUUCGUUUAUCCGGGAGAACGUGCCACGGCUGUGGUCCUCGGGCAAAGAGGGCUCAGCUUCAGUAGCAGUGCCUCAACUGAACUCGUACCUUUACUUCCUGUUUGCACCCACUCUGAUCUACAGAGACCGAUAUCCAAGAAAUCCGUGUGUUCGCUGGAGUUAUGUAGCCACCAAGUUAUUACAGGUGUUGGGCUGUUUGUUCUACGCCUAUUACGUGUUUGUGCGUCUCUGCAUCCCUCAAUUUCGCAGUGUGAGCUUGCAGCUGUUCGACCUUCGAGUGAUGGUGCUCUGUAUCUUCAGCUCCAUCCUGCCAGGAGCACUGAUUCUCUUUUUGGCCUUCUUUGCCUUUCUGCACUGCUGGCUAAAUGCUUUUGCUGAAAUGCUGCGGUUUGGGGACAGAAUGUUUUAUAGGGAUUGGUGGAAUUCAACGUCUUUCGCGAACUAUUACCGCACAUGGAACGUGGUAGUGCACGACUGGCUAUAUUACUACGUCUAUCGGGACUUCCUGUGGAUGACGCAGAAACGUUUCCGAGCGGCCGCCAUGUUUGUUGUUUUCACCGUCUCUGCUGUGGUUCAUGAAUACGUCCUGGCCGUGUGUUUCGGGUUCUUCUAUCCUGUCCUCUUCUGCCUCUUCAUGUGCUUUGGAAUGAUGUUUAACUUCAUCCUGCAUGAUCGGAGGACAGGGCCUGUGUGGAACAUCAUCGUGUGGACUGCUUUGUUUCUCGGUUUAGCUGUUUUGCUGUGUCUUUACUCUCAGGAGUGGUACGCUCAGAAAUACUGCCCUCUACUGGAGCCUUCUUUGCUCGAUUUGCUGAAGCCACGAUCAUGGACCUGCUACAUCCAGAACGUCCAAGCUGCCAGGCACCUAUGAUCUUAAUUGAAUUAGUUUUAUUUUUUUUAUUUAUUUAUUUUUUUUUACUCUUGACUCUUUCUGCAUUUUUUGCACUAAAAUCACAAGCACAUUUUGUGACAAUCAUAGAAGAUGAAUUUUAACUUUUUUACAUAUAAACAUUUAUACAGAAUUGGUAUCUGCCUGAUGUCCAUUUCAGUGCGUUUUGUACUGGUAUUUUGGGUAAAAUUUUGAAGCCGUGUUUCAUAAAGUGUGUUUUUAAUCCAGUUACUGUAUUCAGGCCAGAAUAUUUGUUUCUGAACCGUUCUCAUGGGGGUUUUACAAAAAGCAAAACCCAGUGAUUGAACCCUUUAAAAGGGUUCCUGAAGAGUAAAGGGUUCUGUAAUUGAGAGUAAACUCCUUGAAAAAUCGUGUUGCACAUGAAGAGAAAAGGCAGAGGAGUUAACGACCCUCAUGAUCUUAAUAUGGACUUGGAGUGAAAUGCAGGAAUGAAGCAGACAUGCAAUUCCAUCAGGGUCAUGAACAUGUAAUAUUUAUUAGAUAUGGCAGAUCUGUAAAGGACCUGUGGCUGAUUUCUUUGGUUAUAAUUAAAGGCCUGUCGAAGAUUUAACACUUUAAUUAUAUUAGAAGGACUGAACUUUUGCUCAGGUUUCUUAAGCAGGCUCUUCAAUUAGGGGGCCAAGCACUAAAUGUGUGCAGAUUCCCUAUUUUUUUACAUCCUUUUCUUAGUAAUUUUUCUAUUUCUUCAUCUUUUGGCUCGGUAGCCCGCAGAUAAAAUGUAUAAGUAGUUUUAUUUUCAGUGCACUUCCUGCUUCUUCCUGCUACUCUUUAGCUUCACCUGCUUCCCUUUUGAAUAUGAAUAUUUCUUUUUAUUUGAGUUUGACAUUUUGUGCAAAUGAUGAACAUGGACAUGAACAAGAACCUUUUCAGAACAUAGAACAUCAACAGAAACGAUAUUUUAUUCCAAAAAAAAAAAAAAACAGGCCAAGGCACUCAGCGAUCCACUUCUAUCCCGCGCUUCAGACAUUGUGCCUCGGUGUGCUCUAGUAGUUCCCGCUCGUGAACCACCUGAGAGUUCGCUUCCGACUUUGUGCCUGUAAACCGUUUUAUUUCAUUUUGGUUGCCAUUAUUGCUUUUGUGCAUAAACAUGUUUGUCUGUUUUUAGUACUUUAUUUUUUUUAGCCCCGAUCAGGGAACCAACCCCAGCCAUUAGGGUUGCACAAGCCUUAGUGCCGGUCCCAAGCCCGGAUAAAUGGGGAGGGUUGCGUUAGGAAGGGCAUCCAGCGUAAAACAUGUGCCAAUCAAACAUGCGGAUGAUCCGCUGUGGCGACCCCUAAUGGGAGAAGCCGAAAGAAAGUUUUAAUUUUUUUUAUAUAUAUAUUUUCAAGACUAUUUUGGGGGAGUCCAGCAAAUUAUUUUAUCUCCUGCACCCCGCACACAAGUAUUUUACCGCCCGCACCCGCAUUCACCAAGUAAAUCUUGUCCCGCGCCGCACUCGUUUGCGUCGAGUCCCACAGGUCUCUAUUGUCUACGGCAGGUCGUAGAACCAUGAUGAUAAAAAGUGGUGAAAUUGGGCACAAUAAGUAGUACAACAGCGUUUUAGUGCCAUGUUAAAAAAAUAAAUAAAUAUUAAGAUUACGAGAUUAAAAUCGCAGUAGUACGAGAAUAAAGAGAAUACACUCCUUCAGGGUUGAGUUCUUUUAUCAACAUUAUAGUCACAUGAGAAACAUAGGUUCCCUGGUGGUCUAGUGGUUAGGAUGCGGCGCUUUCACCGCUGUGGCCCAGGUUCGAUCCCCGGUCAGGGAACCAACCCCAGCCACUCUUAGUGCCGGUCCCAAGCCUGGAUAAAUGGAGAGGGUUGCGUUAGGAAGGGCAUCCAGCGUAAAAACGUGCCAAAUCAAAAAUGCAGAUGAUCUGACAGGUUUAGCAAUUCACAAUUAUAUUUUUAAUUUUAAAAAAGUUGCCUAUUUCUCCUACAUAUUUUGUUCAAUUGUCACCAUAUUAUUCUCUAAGGGGUCAAUCAGUUGGACAAAGCAAAGCCCUCAAACAGAAAGAGAUGCUGUAUCAGCAACUUUUUGUCAGAGCACCUACUGGUCAGAAGUUGCAAUAACAUUUAUAAACAAUGAUACAUCCCACUACCAACAGAGCGCCUUCUCCUCCUCCUCCUUCUAACUGUUGUCCAGUUGUUCAUCUAGACCUUUCCUGUUACAAAAACAUACAUAUCAUGAGUGAAACCACAGAUCAUACUUGAAUCUAUUUGGAUAAUUAUACCGCUUUGAUUUGCUACCAUUGCAAGGCAACAAUUGGUGCUUGGUUUUAAUUGUAUGUAUUGUUAUUUAAUGUUACACUGAAGGGUUUUAUUUAUCAAGAUGCAGAAUGAUUAGGGGAACUAUGCUGUUGAAUAAAGAUGCACAGAUCUGUUAUCUUACAUAUGAUAAAUAAAUACAACUAUUAUUAAAACGUUUAAUGAACAGCAAGGCUGCAAUAUCUGUGAUCUGUACGUAAACUGUAAGUUUCUACACAAAAAAUCAUUUGUAUUUACAAAAAUAUUUUACCUUGUACAUCUUUCGAAUGCUACUUUGGAAAAGAAAUAUUGUUGUUGCUUUUUUAAUGCUAAAUGAAAUGAGAAUUUUUGGGGGGGGACAUGAAGAAAUGUAUUUUAACUGUCAGUGUUUUAUAUAAAGUUUGUACACUGUUGUAUCAGUCAAUUCUAUCAGUCAGUGACUGUAAUGGGCAGAAAUGUCAGGAAUUAAAUUGGGUGUUUCAUUUCGUGGUCAACAUUGUCUACAAUAAAACUGUAACACUCAUGUA